Messenger RNA from Fusarium sp. VM40, 1515 nucleotides. Lineage: Eukaryota; Fungi; Ascomycota; Sordariomycetes; Hypocreales; Nectriaceae. The record is from the annotation of a GenBank genome assembly.
AUGUCGGGGCCCAAAGUAGCACAGCAGCCAUUUUGGCUCGGCAAGACUGCUUUGGCUUUCUUCUUCCUUAUCUUCAUCGCCUGUACUGCGUCUCUUGUUGCUCUCGAUAGGGUUAUAGUGUCUUGCAAUGGUCUGCCACUCACUGUUUUUUCGAGUUCGUACUCUUGGACCUACGGCCCUACAGCCAUCCUUAUUGUCAUCCUGAGCCUCUGGAGGCGCGUUGAUUACUACUACAAAUUGAGAGAGCCGUGGCGCGAAUUACUAGCUGGGCCAUCGCCAGUCGACAAGUCCCUCUUGCUCGAUUAUAUCACGACUUUUCAAGUUGUAAGCAUCUUCCAAGCCUUAAAGCGCCGCCACUUUGCCGUUGCCACAUCCAUUGCAGCAUUCUUUCUCCUCAAAUUUAUCAUCCUUAUCUCAACCACUCUCUUUGUCGUCAGGGAAAUUAAUUCCGAUGGAGUUUCGAAUGUGACAAUGCAGGAUACAUUUGACACUGCUAAAGCAUGGUCCAUGUAUCAAGAGUACAGUGUAACUGAGGCCGAGCCAGACGACCAGUUAUUUUCAGGAGGAUCGGACAGUUCUAUCUGGACAUACCUAAGCGGGCUGAACAACGUCACCACCGUUGAGGCCAACUGGAGGCUACCAGAGGACUUGGUGACUCAAAGGUUCGCUUUUACAAUCGGGACAUCCAAUGUCACGAGGCUCGAACAUACCGUCGAAAUCUUCGUCCCCAAAAUCUCUUGUGAGGAUGCCACACUAUCGGAAUCGGAGAGUUCAAAGUAUCACGACCCAGGCAUACGCAAUUACACGUUCACCUCGAAAACCUGCGCCAACCGUGGCAUAUCGGUUGGACCAUGUAGUGGCCCAAAGUACGGAGAUCCACCAACCCCUCAAGACACGUUCCGUCCAUGCGUACCAGACCCUCGCGUGUACUCUUCGUGGCGAGUCAACUGUUCACAUGGUCUGGAGAGGGCAGAUUACGACUUUUUCGCUCCCGGGGCCACACACCAGGAUAUGGAGUUGUUCGACAUACGAUAUGCCAUUUCCGUUGCAGAUUUCGAAGCUACGGUCAAAGAAUAUCCUGAUACGCGCGAAACUGCCAAUGUCACAUCAAUGAGGCUUGUCAGAUCCUCGUCUCUUAUCUGCAAAAUUGGCUAUGGGAUUAUAACCGCCAACGCAACGCUGGAUCUGUUGACAGGCAAUGUGUCGAUUCCCAAGACUGCCCUUGAUGGGGAGAUCAAGCCUCUACGCAAUUUAUCAAGCAUUGCAUUGGCAGAAAUGCUAUGGACAAACCUUAAAAAGCCAGCAGGGGUUCUUGUUGUCGACGAAAAGGUCCCUACCAUCAAGCCAUUAGGACCAACUAGUGGAAAUCCACCAGGAGCAUCAGACGUUCUAUUUCAGUUGAUGUAUGCGCAGCUCGGGCGACCAGACAACCUCGACUCCUUUUACAAAACACCUCUUCUCAAGAAUGCGACGAUCUCGGUCUUGGAGGGUGUAGCUCGCGAUUUUGCCCGGUAA